AUGUGUAAAUCCGGCGGGGAAGAACUGAAACACCUUAUUAUAUCGUAUCCAACUACAAGCACUAUUUUAGUACUGUUCUCAAAGUAUUUUAUUGUUUUUCUUUAUCUAUCUCUAUCCUCAACUAUCACAUCAUCAAUUCUUUUGGUCACAACCACCGCAAAAGAUUUUUGUUACUACUGUCUCAUCUCAAGCGCGACUAUUAUUAUCAACAGUUUCAGUAGUAUAAAUAUUGACAAACGUGGCAUCGUGUGUAGAGUAGUAGGUUUACAGGCCGGCGUAGGGUCAGGCGUGGGGGCAGACGUGAUAGCAGGGGAGAAAGCAGGCGUGAGGUCUGGCGUGAAGGCUGGUGUUAAGGAUGGUGUUAAGGAUGGCGAGGCGGUAGCAUUUGGGGAGAGCUGA
Mucor mucedo is the source of this 399-nucleotide messenger RNA. RefSeq lists its product as uncharacterized. The transcript has 2 exons. Bases 1 to 399 code for a protein of 132 amino acids. Lineage: Eukaryota; Fungi; Mucoromycota; Mucoromycetes; Mucorales; Mucoraceae. The record is from RefSeq and is a predicted model, not a curated record.